Molecule: messenger RNA, 600 nt
Organism: Hermetia illucens (black soldier fly)
Lineage: Eukaryota; Metazoa; Arthropoda; Insecta; Diptera; Stratiomyidae
Exons: 1
Coding region: 94-507 (137 amino acids)
Biological process (GO): mitochondrial respirasome assembly; regulation of oxidative phosphorylation; mitochondrial electron transport, cytochrome c to oxygen
Source: RefSeq, a predicted model, not a curated record
GACGUAUCAAGGCAGGCUCUUCUUUGACAAUCGUUGUGUCAACUUACUUAAUUAAGAACCAACCGUUUCCUAUCAAAUAGAGCUUCCAAAAGAAUGGCCUUAGACAUUAUCUUCAAAACAGUUGCCCGGAAUUCUAUUUUAAAACCCUCCAUCCGUUUUACCAAUCCCAUAAAAAGGAAAAUCAGGAAAAGUAACAAUUCAUUUCGAAAUAUGAAACUUGACCUACAUCUAUCGAGCCCAACUAGGCUUUCUUUAUGUGAUCCACCGAAGAAAAAACCUGAAAAGGACUCGGACUCAAACUGUGGCGACGAUGAAUCUGGAGGGAGCGUUGGCAGUGGUGCUGAUAAUAAAUUCAAAAAACUUCAAGAGAGAUUUCAACGGGACGAUGGGAAACCAGUUUUUCUGAAAAUGGGAAUCAGAGAUCAAAUUUUGUAUCGGUUGACCGUGGGAUUGGCUCUGUUUGGGUUGGUAUCUAUUGGCAAGUUUUUAAUAUGUGAUAUGCAAUGAAGGGUAAAGUGGUGGUGGUAAAAUGUAUUGAAUUUUAAAUCAUUGUUGCAUUGCUUGAAUAAAUUUAUUAGAAAUAUAUUCUGUACAUCAGGA